GUGUGAGCGAGCGUCAUUCUCCUCCUUUCUUCCUUUCACUGAACGCUCAUCACUUGUGAGCAGCGGCGCCCUGAAGAAACACCCCGAAGUUUCUACUACUCCUAAGGCUUAAUUCAGCUUCACUCUCCGGCUAAAAUCCCACUGUUUCUCCCGGUUUUUAUUCCUCCCUUCAUCCUCCACUUUCCGGAGGAAUCAGCCGGGGUGUGCUGCCUGCUAACACUGGGCGUAGCUGGAGAGGAUUGUGUGCUAGCUCGCCUCUGCACUGACUGACCAGACCUCGCCGUCUCCAGAAAGCCUGCAGACCCGUGGCCAUCCUGCCAGAUUUACGUCGGCCCUGCCUUGCAGAGACGGACCACCACCACCAGAGGGGAGAUGAAGCCGGAUGGGGUUGCCACGGCCGCACUGGAGCCAAUGGAAACACUGGAAUCCAACCCGGUGAAUGACGCAGCAGGACAGGACGCCAACCAGGCGGCCAGCCCUGUGGCAGAGGAGGGGGUGCCACAGCCCACCAUAGAAGAGACGGGAGAAGCAAAGCCGGACCAGGCUAAGGAGACCCCCGCUAAGACUGGCAACAAGACUUCAGGAGACCCCAAAGCCAAGACUACCAACAAGGCCCCGUCCAAGACAAAACCCGGCACCACGGCCCCAAGUAAGACCACCACCGGGUCCAAGCCCAACACAACCCAGAGCCGCCUCUCAAACGGCACGAAUAAGCUCCAGACUAACGGCAUGGCUAAGAAACCGGCCCCUGCCGCAGUUAAAAAGACCACCCCCACCCCAGCCCCCGCCAAGAAACCAACAGGCACGACACCGUCCCCGGCCCUGAAGAGCAAAGUGGGGGAGAAGAAACCCACGGGGGCGUCUCCCGCCACCAACGGCGCAAAGUCAACGACCGGAACAGCCGCCGCCAAGAGGACGGUGCCCGCCACCACCAACGGUGUCAAAACCAGCACUGCCGCAGCCGCCGCUAAGAAGCCCCCAGCUCCUAAGACUGCCUCUGCAACUCCCACCAAGCCCCCUGUUUCCAAGACAACCAGGCCUUCAGUCGGCACGCCGGCCUCAUCCCGCCCUGCCACCGGCUCAACCCGGCCCCCCACCUCCAGCACAGCCAAGAGCUCCCCAGCUACACCCAAAACUACCACCCCGAAAACUUCUUCCACCACCACCGCCAAGCCGGCGGCCUCCAAACUAACCACCAGCACCCCCUCUGGUGGCAAACCUCCAGCAUCACAGACAUCCAGAACCACAACGCCUGUGAAGAAAGAUGUUACCAAACCUGCUGCGUCAGCAUCCAAAAAGCCAUCUGACUCCCCCCUCACCCGCCCCUCCGCCACCACAAAGUCGGCAAAACCGGAGACCCCCAAAUCAGCCUCCAAAUCAGACGCCGUGGCCAAGAAGCCUGCUGCCAGUAAGGACUCAAAGACCCCCGCCCGGCCUAAAGCUGAGAGUAAGCCCACUCCUGCCAAGACUCCUGGCUCUAAAACAUCUGCAUCCAAGACCCCCGCCCCCAAGAAGACUGUGGGCAGCAGCACCCCCACUCCAGUGAAGCGGGGCCCCAAAGCGGUGUCUGAACCAGCGCCGGAGAAGGAACUAGCCGCGGCUGUAGCCGCCGCUGCAGCUAUCGCUACCGCUGCUGCUGUCAUAGCUGGGCCAGAGGUACCAGAACUAGCUGCUGCUGAGGAACCACAGCUCAUGUCCAGCCUGGCCGAAGUGGUCCAAGAAAAAGCUCCAGAACCCACACCAGAGCCUGUGAGGGAACUAACACCAGAGCCUGUGAGGGAACUAACACCAGAGCCUGUGAGGGAACUAACACCAGAGCCUGAACCAGAACCAGAAUCAUUCAAAGUGCGAGAAACCUCUCCAGAGCCCCUCCCAGAACCCCUGUCAGAUGCAGAGCUUGGAGCAGAACCAGUCCACGGAGCAGCCUCCGUGGAUCAGCUGUCGGCGGAUCUGGACCGCUUUAAAUUCUCAGAGUCUGCUAAAGACACCUCCCUGGGGACCACCGUCAUGUCUCCCCCUUCUUCUCCCCUGGGUCCGGUCUCCCCGGUCAGAGGACCACAGAGCGCCUCCUCUCUGCUGGACAUGCAGGUCCUGUCGGAUCCCUGGGACCGGAACCAGGACAUGGCUCCAUCUCACCUUGCUCCCGAGAGUCUAGUCCACACAGAGGAGGAGAAGAAGGACCAGUUUGAGGUCCAGCAGACCAGGGAGGAGGAGGAAGAGGAGGAGAACCUGUUCAUGCCUUCCCCCAAAGCUCCAUCUGCGGGGGCCCAGCAUCACACGGACGACUUCCCCUCCCGGGACCUGCUCUCCCCCCAUGAGAAGGAGGAGGCGGUGGAAAAGGCUGACGAGGAGAUAAACGAGGACGAUGAGGAGGAGGACGAUGAAGACGAGGAGCAGAGGCGACUGGGCCACCAGCCGUCCUCCCUGGGCACGGACAUGAGCACGUCCCAGCCCUCCGAGGAGUUUGCCGUGCGUCCCUCUGCCUUCGGGGGGUCCGUGGGUUGGCACGGCGAUGACCUGCUGUCCGGGCUGGACUCGGAGGACGUGAGCAGCUGCACCAGCAGCCGGCAGCUGGGCGAGUCGGACCUGAGCAGCACGCAGCACACGGCGCUGCUGGAGGGGACGCAGAGCUCCGACGCCCUGGUGGACUCCAGCCUGCGGGGGUCCGAGGGGGACGGGAACAUCAUGAGCUCCCCCAACGUGGAGACCCUGGCCAACGAGGAGGAGGACGAGCGUGUCGACGACAUGGACCUGAGCUCUGAGAGAGUGGAGGAGCAUCACAAAGGGUUCCAGCAGCAGCAGGAGGAGGAAGAGGAGGAGGAUGAGGAGGACGAAGAUGUGGAGAUGCACAGUGAGGGAGUGACGGAGAGCGGGGGGAACGUAGAUGAAGACGAUUUCAACGAGGAGGAGCGCUUAGACAACCUGAACCGCUCUGCUGCACCUCCCUGCACCCCCCCCACCUCCUCCUGGGGUCAAACCAACCCAUUCUGUGAUACCUGGGCUCAGCCAGCCCCCGGCUCCUCCCCCAGCCCUCUCUCUGACCAUGUGGCGGAAGAAUCAGAAACCCCCGUCCUGUCCCCAGCCUUCUUGGCCCGCAGCGGCCCCUCCCGUGCUCCUGGGUCCGAGGAGAGGAAGGAUUCUGCAGACGAGGGGGCUCAGGGAUUGUUUGCCGGCCCAGCAGAAGGUCUGUGUGAGCCCGGCGCGGCCCCCGCCGCCCGGAGCAACAGCGAGACCAGUACGCCCGAGGAUCUCCGGGACUAUGACAGCAGCUCAGGGGUGGAGUCCCGCUCCGACAAGCAGCAGACCCCGGUGCCCCCCCACCAGGCCGACAUGGAGCAGGACCUGGGAAUCCACCUGGAGAAAGGAGACGGGGAGGAGGAGGAGGCCGAGACGCUCCCCGCCGACGAAGUCCUAGGAACGGGACCCCCGACCGCUCCUGCCUCCGCUCCCUCCUCCCCCUCCACCUCAGGAGACGAGGCCAGCGACACGGAGGGCGAGAUGCAGAUCAACGACCCCGACACACCGGCCAUGAUGGACGAGAGCGCCCGGUUCGAGAGCCCCCCUCCCACCUGCAGUCUGCCCGCUCUGACGGAGGACGAGGAGGCAGGGGAGACUCACGCCGGGGAGGGCGAGGAGGACGGAGGCGGCACCACCCCGCAGUCAGCCAACUCGGUGGCGUCUUACGGCUUUGACUGCACCACGUCCAACUCCAAUGCCCACUCCAUGGCCGAGAGCUGCGGGAAGAGCCCCGGCAUCUUCAGCCUGGAGAACGAGGAGCAGCUGCCGGAGGAGGCCAAGGACCCCUCCCUCAUCAAGGAGCUUACGCUGCCCUCCGCCGCCGCCGUGGACCUGACGCCUUUCGGCUUCCCGGGAGACGUCCAGCCGGGGAGUCUAGAUGAGUACAUGCUGGGGGGGAAGAUGCCAGCGGACCACCUGGAAGAGGUCGACCCGCUGGAGCACCGUCACCACCUCGGGGGGGCAGUGGAGUCCGGAGACCCCGGCGACAGCCAGCCGCCGUACUACUCUACCAUUUGUGAUAAGACUGAUAGUGUUCUGGCAGGUAACGUAUAAGUCCCUCCUCUCACCCCCUGAAUGCACCUUUUCCCCGCAACCCGCCCCCCCACACCCAGUUACCUGUUGUUUGUUUUCUCUCCAGUUGGGUUAGAAGGCUUAGAGAAAAAAAAGGAGAGCAAGAUCGUAGGAAAAGAUUUAAAAAGUGAACAAAGGAGAAGGAGUAAGAGUGACUGUAGCAGUUUCUAAUGCCGCCUCCUCUCAGACGGUGAUGAGCGUACGGCUCCUCUCUGUACAAUAGCUACUACCAUUUUCUAGUAGAAUGUUCUUUUUCAGUAACACUGCAUACCCUGUAGCCCCCGACGGGGCACUGACUGACUGAUCGGUCCGCUGGGACUGAGCCUUUAAAACCGAGAAAAGAAAAAAAACAGACGGAAUGAAAUGGACUCUGUGUAUUUAUCCUGCUGUUUUUACCGAUCAAAUGUCGAUGAUUUGUUUUUGUUUUGUAUUUGCUUAUUUGUGUUUAUUUUUUCUGUUGAAACCUGGUCUCCCCCACCCUGUGUACACAUGCUCCAUGUUCGACAGCACCAUAGCGAUAGUCACAUACUCCUUCUUUGUGUUUAAAGACUUUUAGCUAUCAAAAUAAAGGCUAGGUAUUAACAGGGCUGAGGUAGUGUGGGAGUGUUAGAAGCAGUUGGUGAAGUUUUAAAUGUGCUUUACGAGGCUGUUGCAUUGGUUGUUCCGGUAUAUAACGUGCAGUCACGUACAGUAUGUGUUUCAGCUGUUUGGUUUAAGUGGCUAAGCUUCCAGCCUCGGUUAGCUGAUCAUAAGUGUUCCAGAAGAGACUAACACUAGCCUUUUAUUUGUGAUGAGACCCUGCAUUGUCCUCCAUCGCUAUCACCGCCGAGCUUUACUCAUAGCGAGCGUUUGGUUUACUAUUUCAACAGUAUAUUGCAUGUUUAACUAACAUAAAGACUGUGUACUACCUUGACUUUGAAACAAUUCUACACUAGACAUGUUCAUAAAUGAAUGGUUCACACUAGGUUAUCUUUCAAAAUUCCAUUAAAACAUCAUUACAAGGCA
This is a messenger RNA of Eleginops maclovinus (Patagonian blennie), 5094 nucleotides long. It is a transcript of the gene prr36b, whose product is annotated as proline rich 36b. The record is from RefSeq and is a predicted model, not a curated record. Lineage: Eukaryota; Metazoa; Chordata; Actinopteri; Perciformes; Eleginopidae. The transcript is spliced from 5 exons. The coding region runs from base 373 to 4071 and encodes 1232 amino acids.